UUCUCCCCCCAGACGUGGAGCCCAGCAGCGGAGUGUACUCCUGCUUCAUGAAGUCCCAUCGCUGCUACGACCUGAUCCCCACCAGCUCCAAGCUAGUCGUCUUCGACACCUCUCUGCAGGUGAAAAAAGCCUUCUUCGCGCUGGUCACCAACGGCGUGCGGGCCGCCCCGCUGUGGGACAGCAAGAAGCAGAGCUUUGUGGGGAUGCUGACCAUCACCGAUUUCAUCAACAUCCUCCAUCGCUACUACAAGUCGGCCAUGGUUCAAAUCUACGAGCUGGAGGAGCAUAAAAUUGAAACGUGGCGAGAGGUGUAUCUGCAAGACUCCUUCAAACCGCUGGUCUGCAUCUCCCCCAAUGCCAGCCUCUUCGACGCCGUCUCCUCACUGAUCCAGAACAAGAUCCACCGGCUGCCCGUCAUCGACCCGGACUCAGGGAACACCCUCUACAUCCUCACACACAAACGCAUCCUCAAGUUUCUCAAGCUCUUCGUAAGUCCUGCCCGCCGGGGUCCUCGCCACGUGGGGGCUCGUGUAAUCUGCCCCCUUGCUGCCCUGGCUCAGGCGCUCGGCCCGUUGCUGUGGGGCAGAGUGAGCAGCAGGUGGGGUUUGCUCUGGGGCCAGCGAGUGCAGCUCCCCCCAUUCCCCCCCCGUGCCCAGAACCUGGCGGCCGAGAAGACGUACAACAACCUGGACGUGACGGUGACGCAGGCGCUGCAGCAUCGCUCGCAGUACUUCGAGGGGGUGCUCAAGUGCUACAGACACGAGACCCUGGAGACCAUCAUCAACCGCCUGGUGGAGGCCGAGGUCCACAGGCUGGUGGUGGUGGACGAGAGCGAAGUGGUGAAGGGCAUCGUCUCCCUCUCUGACAUCCUGCAGGCGCUAGUGCUCCCGGGCGGGCCCUGGCCCUGAGGAGGGGUCCCGCUGCCUGUCUGAGACUGUCGCCGAGGUGGGGCUCUGAAUGACAGGGACCAAGGAUGCUAGACCCCCCCCCCCAGCACCCAUCACGCGUUGGCCCUGCCACUGCUCCACCAGCAUCACGCCUCCCGAGCCAGCUGCACACCGGCCAAAAGUCAGCAAUAAACCCCCCAGUUCUCCUGGGCAGGCUGGGCCCCAGGCCCCACCAGCAUGUCAGUUGGCUGGGGGGAUGCUUGCUGGCAUCCUGCACUGGUGCUGCCAGCCCCUCCGAAACGGCUAGGGAAGCCCUGUGUGAUCAGCUGCCCCACGAUGCUGGACCUGUUCCCAUUUCUGCGCCCUGGGGCCCUUUGGCCACCCCCUGGGGGCUGGAACAGUUUCCUUAUUUCAACCCCCGCCCCCCAGGGGUCAGAACUCAACCAGCUCCUGCCCUGCAGUGCCCCACAGCCCUGCCCCUGGGCAUCUGGAACUCCACCCCCCCGUUCGCCAGUGAUUCCCCCCUUCCCUAAAAGUCCAAACCUUGUUUUUACUGAGCACCGUCUUCGCAGCCUGGCACCGGAGCCCCAGCCCGGGGCGGGGGCCUGCCUCACUCUUCCUCUCACUGCCACAGGGUUGGAACCUGGCAUGCCCGGCUUGAGUUGGAGUCUGGGCCGGCAGCCGUUGGGGGAGGAGUUUCCCAGGUGCUUGUGCCUGGGCCCCACUGCCUGCGGCAUCUGCACCCAUUGCUGCUCGGUUACUGUAAGUCUAAUAAAAAGCAGGCCGUGGGUCUGGAUGAAGUUA
This is a messenger RNA of Chelonoidis abingdonii (Abingdon island giant tortoise), 1691 nucleotides long. RefSeq names its product protein kinase AMP-activated non-catalytic subunit gamma 1 (gene PRKAG1). The record is from RefSeq and is a predicted model, not a curated record. Gene Ontology annotation, cellular component: nucleus; nucleotide-activated protein kinase complex; cytoplasm. NCBI's taxonomy places the organism in Eukaryota, Metazoa, Chordata, Testudines, Testudinidae. Gene Ontology annotation, biological process: regulation of catalytic activity; protein phosphorylation. Gene Ontology annotation, molecular function: AMP binding; protein kinase regulator activity; protein kinase binding.